Molecule: messenger RNA, 1524 nt
Organism: Colletotrichum orchidophilum
Lineage: Eukaryota; Fungi; Ascomycota; Sordariomycetes; Glomerellales; Glomerellaceae
Exons: 3
Coding region: 1-1524 (507 amino acids)
Source: RefSeq, a predicted model, not a curated record
AUGGACCCAAGUCUUCAUUAUCCACCACUUGCAGACACUGCAAACGAUGGGUACGAGAAAUCCCAGCUAUCCGGCUCCUACUUUGUCGUGCCCUCGCCGGCCACGACAUUCUGGAAUGACCCGAGCUCAUCUUGGCCUCCACUUCCGUCUUUUGGUCAUGGACAAGACCCCAGUGAAUGUGAAACGUCGUCUCAAAAUACAUACCUGAACGACUGGGUACUGCUGCCGCCUGCAGAGUCGACAUUCAUUGACCCUGCACUCACACGGGAUGAUCUGUCGAACCUCCCUGAUGAGUUGUAUUCCGAGCUUAGAGAACACCAAUCCGCCGGGCUUCCUGAGUUUCUUGGCCCAAGCUAUCCAUACCCGGAUUCACAAGGUCAACCUUGGGGUUCAUACUCGCAAAGCUUUUCUGAGUCAAGCUCGGUCCUAGCCAACUCCGCCCAAUGGUCGACGGAAUCAACCUACGAUGAGCAUGUCAUUUCAUCUGGGCAAAGCACUGAUACUUGCUACGGAGAGACCGCUCAACCGACAUCUGACCAAACCCUCGACCCGAAUACAAGUAGAAUUGGGAAUCGCAAGCGGGCGAGAUCCCAAGCGAAAUCCUGGGACUAUGGAGCGUCAAGUUGUCUCAAAGAAGAGAACACUUCUCCACAUAAUACAGGAGAGGCGGAGGAAGAGCUUGAAGGUGAAGAAGCAGAAGCACCGCCUAGCAAAAGGCUGGCUUGUCCCUUCUACAAGUUUGAUCGAGUCACACACCUCCACUGUGCUCGAUUUCACUUGAAGAGGGUCAAGGACGUGAAGCAGCAUCUUCUCAGGAAACAUCGGUUUCACUGCACGGGCUGCCACGAGGGGUUCAAGGACAAGCAGAAGUGUAAGGGCCAUGUUGAGGCCCAGCAAUGCCACAGCGGGGCCAGCCCGCAACCUGCUGUGAUUGACGAAGGCAUCUCGGACCAUCAGGUAAGCGAUCUCUUGAAGAGGAUGAAUAGCGGUAAUUCAUGGUACAUAAUCUGGGACAUUUUGUUUCCAGGACACGCUGUUCCGGCCUCGCCAUUCUUGAAGAGCGGCGUGGAGGAAGUCAUCUCCACCGUCUGCGACUUGUGGGAGAAGAAUGGGUCCAAGGUCCUGUCCUCUCUCAACGACGCCUCCUUGCCGACGAAUUUGAUAACCGACGCAGAGCGCACCAAGGCCCCCGGGAACUUCCCUUCCUCGGGGCCGUCUGCCAAUGGCAAUCUGUUGCUGAUCCUAAACAAGCUCGCAAAAAUCAGUGCCACGCAGAGCGAGGCCGAGGAGAUGUACCCCCCACGAUCGCAGCUCUGCUUUCCGACGUCUGCGACGAACUCGCCGUCCACCUCCUACACGACGACGUCCUCGACCACCCUUGAUGACGGAGAGAGAUGGCAGCUCGGUGACGGGAUGUUGUCUAGUCCUCCUCUCAAAGUGGAAACCCCGAGCUACGCGAGAUCGAAUUCGAAGAGGAGAGCCGAGAAAUCACGAAACGUUGGCGGAAGAAGAAUGGAAAGCUGA